AUGAAUGCGGUUGAAGAAGUAACAAUAGUGAUGAUUGCUAAGUCAACAGGUGACUUUUUAUCUUUAUCAACUAUCUUUGCAGGUCUAGUCGACAGAUAAUCACAUUAAAUUGUUGUUGAUGAUCAAAAUAACGUGUAUAGUUCAUAUGCUAAUAUUGACAACGAGUUAUUUGGAUAUCUUACUAAUUUAUAAGAUGAGAGAUGGAUGUAUCUUAUAAAUUUCGAUGCUGCUUUUGAUUUCAAAGUAAAUUUUGCCAAAGGCAUAUAUAUAUCAGGAGUCAAUGUAUUUUAUCCAAUGGAUGUAGAUGCAAGUUUUGAUAAAUCAAGCAAUUAAAGCACUGUCUAUAUCUUUGCUCAAACUUUAAAAGGAAUUGAGAUAGAAUUCGUAGCAAUGAGUCGAGGUGGUAAUAAAUUAAAAGCUGCUGUUUUUGACUCAUUUACUAAUUCUUACAUUGUUGUAAAUGUUAAGACUAUUAAUAAUGGAAGCUCAGCCUUUAAAUCAUAUUCAAAAUAUGUAGGAGCUUUAAUGUCAUAUUACCAAGGGCAAAGCUGUUUAAAAUUAAACUAUGGCGAAUAGAUAAAAGCCUUUUCUAGAGCUUAAUUGACUUUCUAGGACAUAAGUACAAGUGAAUUUGAAGUUUAUACUUAAAAUGGUGAUUCUUUAAUAACUUCCCUUGAAAAUAUUACUUAAAAUCUUAAUGAUUGGUGCACAAAUUACCUAAUUUCUAUUGUUGAAACUGGAAAUUUUACUAUCGAGUAUAAUCUUUAUACUGGUCCUUAAUAUUAUGAUAUUCAAAAUUUUAGUACUAAUCCUUUGUGUAUUGAUGCCAAUUUUACACAAUAAUAUUAGGUAGUUCAUAUGUUGAAUGAAACUAAUUCAGAUGGCAACCAAUUUUGUGAGACAGUUAUUUACCUUAUUGAUUCAACAACUUAAAGUAGUUUUGAUUCAUCAAUAUUUAGCUACAAUAACUCUACAGCUCCAUACACAAUAUAUUCCAACACUAAUACUGCUUCAUAAAGCACAUUCAAAAGUUUGACUCUACUGGCUUAUUACAAAGAUGGAGAUCCAUCAGCAGCAAUUGCCUCUUUGAUACUAAAAGUCAAUUUGUAUGAUUGUUUAACUAGCAUAUUCUUGCCUUUAAAUUAUUCUAACACUAUCUACAAGUUAUUAGAACCAAAGUAGGAUAUUGCUUUAGGAACUUGGACAAAAUAUUACUCAUACUACGAAUGUGGAGAAUACUAGCUGACUCCUAAAUUGCUAAAUUAAACCACGAAUUCUGUAAUGAGUCUUCCAAUUAUCUUCACACAUGAUAUAACUAACAACUAACUAUCUAUAAGUACUAAUGAUGUAACAAAAGAGGGUACUUACAUGAUUAGAAUAUUUGGUCAAUUAUUAAGUUACCCUUCAGUUUAAAAUCACUCAGAUUUUGAAGUUGAUGUAAGAUGUAUUGUCAAAGAUCUUACAUAUUAAGACAUUCCUACUUAAUUUUAUAGGUUUAUUUCGUUUGAUUAAAGUCAAAGAAAAUUUAGCAUAUACACUGAUAACGGUUAUUUUGCCAAUAAAUAUAUCAUUAGAAUCAAUGCAUUAGUUUUAGCACCAUUGAUCUACAGCUAUAUUUACUUUGAAGAUUAAGAUUUCAGUUUAUAUGUGAUAUCUUAGAAAUACUCUAUCGCCAAUGAAGGCCCUCCCUAUUUUGAUGAGCAAUUAAAGUUUAUAUAUAUGGUGGUAAAUUAAGAAUUUCUGUAUACACUACCUAAUAUUAUAGAACCAGAUAACGAAAAAUACACAAUAAGAUUGGAUUUGGGAUAGACUGGUUUGUUUACAAAGUUUAUUAAUCCUAAUCUAAAAUUUGAUCCAACUUUCAAAAAUAAUGGAACCUAUAUGAUUUAGAUUACUCUCGAAGACUCUAAUAUAAAUAAGAAAAGCACUAAAUAUUUCCUAAAUGUUGUUGUUUUAUCAGAAGAGCAAGCAAGUAAUGGAUCCUAUGGAUUUUUAAAUAACAAACUAAAAGUUAUAAAAUCUGGUUUUUCACCUAUAUUGAUCCCUAUUAUUAAAACCAUUGAUCAGACAGGGGGAAUGAUAUAGUCUAGAUAAUCUUUUUAUAAAAUGGGCUAUUUUUAGAAAAGAAUACAAAUUUGCCCAUUCCCAAUGAGUAUAGUUUGGUCAGCAUCACUUUAGUAUUUAUGGGGAAUGAUUAAUGUAUUACAAAUCAUAGCACAUCUACCAUUAUACAAUAUCAAUUUCCCUGAUAAUGCUAAGUUACUCUACUCACUUAUCAUAUCAAUAUCUCAAUUCGAUAUUUUACCAACCACCUAUUUUGAUCAAUUUUUCUAAUUCAGUGAUGAACAGCCAAUUAAUGAUAGAUUCUCAGAUAUGGAUAUCUUUUAAUGCUUAACUUAUUAUAUUUGA
This is a messenger RNA of Stylonychia lemnae, 2409 nucleotides long. NCBI's taxonomy places the organism in Eukaryota, Ciliophora, Spirotrichea, Sporadotrichida, Oxytrichidae. The record is from the annotation of a GenBank genome assembly.